Molecule: messenger RNA, 1164 nt
Organism: Pseudozyma hubeiensis SY62
Lineage: Eukaryota; Fungi; Basidiomycota; Ustilaginomycetes; Ustilaginales; Ustilaginaceae
Product: potential p-nitrophenyl phosphatase
Exons: 2
Coding region: 1-1164 (387 amino acids)
Biological process (GO): glycerophospholipid biosynthetic process
Cellular component (GO): mitochondrion
Source: RefSeq, a predicted model, not a curated record
AUGUUGAGGACAUCGAGAAGAGCAGCCGCGUUGCUCUACCGCUCCAAGAAUGCGUCGUCCUCGUCACAGCCUCGUCUUCUAUCCACCUCGGCCCCGCGGUACUCUGACGCUGACAACCUACAGAAACCAAUAGCAUUCGCAUUCGACAUCGAUGGCGUCCUCAAAGCCGGACCUAACGUCCUUCCAGAAGCGAAGCGAGCGCUGCAGAUUCUUGAAGGAAACAAUUCACGACAACAAAAGAUUCCCUACAUUUUCAUCACCAACGGCGGAGGAAAGCACGAGUCCGCACGUGCCAAAGACCUAGCCAGAGAGCUCGAGGUGCCAGUCACGCAAGACCAGGUGAUUCAGGCGCACACGGUCAUGAAGUCCCUCGUUCCACUGUACGGCGACAAACCCGUCUUGAUGGUUGGCGGACCAGAGUCGCCGCCCAACGCAGCAAGGGAGGUGAUGCAGAGCUACGGCUUCCAGAACGUCUACACAACUUUCGAUCUUCAUGCGCAUGCUCCCGCUGCAUGGCCUUUCUCCAUCGUACACCCAGAUCAGCUUCCCUACGUCCGACGCGAUGACUUUUCCAAGAUCCAGUUUGCAGCUAUCCUCGUCUUCCACGAUAGCAGAGAGUGGGGCAGAGAUACGCAACUCAUCAUCGACAUCUUACGGUCUCACAAUGGCAUCUUCGGAACCGAACAUCCUCCUUCAGAGCCUCUGCCAGACAAGCAGAUCCCGAUCUACUUUUCCCACGGUGAUUUGUUGUGGGGCAACGAUCACAGCGUCGUCCGAUUCGGUCAGGGUGCCUUUCGCCUUGCCAUCGAAAACGUCUACAAGCACACAACCGGACGCGAGAUGCAAUCCACCGUGUUUGGCAAACCCUACCGCAUCACCUACGAUCACGCAAACGAACUCCUACGUCAACACCUCAUCCACACCACUUCUCCCACCUCCCCAACCGCACAAGCAGCACGACUCGUCGGGCCUUCGGUCUGGAUGGUGGGCGACAACACCGAGAGCGACAUCAAAGGUGCUGUCGACUUUGGCUGGUCUUCUGCUUUGGUGCGAACAGGUGUGUACAAGGAUCACGAUGGUCCUCCAAAUCACGAGCCUACCAUCUUGGUUGAUAACGUGGAGCAGGCGGUGAUACAAGCUAUCAAGAGGGAAUGGGGGAUCUAG